Molecule: messenger RNA, 1939 nt
Organism: Chlamydomonas reinhardtii
Lineage: Eukaryota; Viridiplantae; Chlorophyta; Chlorophyceae; Chlamydomonadales; Chlamydomonadaceae
Exons: 7
Coding region: 35-1147 (370 amino acids)
Biological process (GO): protein refolding
Cellular component (GO): cytoplasm
Source: RefSeq, a predicted model, not a curated record
GAUUACACGUCUGUAUAGCUACCCUAAAUCAGAAAUGUUGUCCCAAGCCCACUCGCGCUUGCGGUGGCCGAAAACUGCACAACUUCCUCGCAGUCGGCUUCGGACUUCAGCCCCCCGGCCGAUUCGUCUCAUAUGCAGCGCAGUAUCAGCUCGCAGGAGCUAUUACGAUAUUUUGGGUGUGGAGCAGACUGCUGCAUCGGAGGAAAUCAGGGCGGCAUACCGGUCGCUGGCGAAGGCGUUCCACCCGGACGUCAGCCAAGAGGAGGACUCGCACGAGGUGUUUGCGGAGAUCAACAGCGCCUACGCUGUGCUGUCAGACCCGGAGGAGCGCGGCCGCUAUGACUACCUGUGGCGCUAUGAGCAGGCUCGUCUGGAGGCCUCUGGCGGCGACCCCGACCGGCCCCUGACGCCCGAGGAGGCGGAGCGCGCGGCGGCCCUGGACAAGCUGGAGGAAGUGCACCGGGAGGCUGAGCGGGCGCGGCGGCUGGCGAAAGAGGCGCGGCGGGCGGCUGAGCGGGCCAAGCGGCAGGCGGCGGCGCAGGCACGCGAAGUAAAGCGCCAAGCGGCUGCGUCAGCCGCGGAGGCGGCAGCAGCUGCUGCUCGGAGGGCGGCUGCGGCCGGUACCGCUACAGCUGCAACGGCUGCAGCUGUAGCAGCAAGCGCGGCAGCGGCGUCGCAGAAACAGCCCGCAGCGGGCGCGGAGGCAGUGGGGGCGACAGCGACAACCGCGAGGGGGGGAGUGGGGCGCCAGGCGGAGCCGGCGCGGGGCCCAGCGGCAGAACGGGAGGCACGCCGCGCGGCGCGGGAAGCGGCGCAGGCGGCGAAGCGGAAGGCGCGAGAGGCGCGGCGGCAUGCAUCUCAGGUGCGGUAUUGGGCUCAGUGGGCCGAGCACGAGGUGAAGACGGUGCGCCAGACGGCGGGCCUGGAGCCAGUGCCGUCCUCGCCGGAGGAGCAGUUGCUGUGGGAGUGGCAGCAGCUCCAGGCGCGGCAGCAGCAGCAGCAGCAGGAGCAGCAGCAGCCGCGAUCAGGUCAGCGGCAGCAGGGGGGCCGGAGGGCGCGGGGCGGUGCCGCUCGGGGCCAGGAGGGCGGCGGCAGCGGUGGUGGUGGCGGCGGAGGCUGGGAGCCGCCGGCGCCGCCGCCUGAGUGACGCCACGUGGCCGCUCGCCUUGACAUCCAGCUCCUCCGAUCCCCAACAGCUCCGUCGCCAGGGGUCAGGAGUGCGGCGGUUUGCCCGGCGACGCGCGCUGGGGCUGCCUGCUUGAUCGCCAUGGAAGCGGCAGGUGCAACUGCACGUGCGCGCGGUCCCUUCCAGUUGACAGCUGAUGGCGGCGGGCGGCCGCCGCACCCACGCACACACGCGCAGCACAACACACACGCGCAGCACAGCGCAGCACGUUCCCCGACUGCGACACACGGCGACGCAGCUCGCCGCAGCGCAUGCGGUGCACCACCGGCACCCGCCCGCUGGCCUCCGGCCGCUCGCCACACCGCCGAGGCGGCGCUUCGGCGCUUCGCUCACGCACAGUCUCACCGCGGACGUGACCUCAUUUGGCGUGGGGUUUGAGUGUGUCGACGGAAUGCUGCGGCGUGGGAAGACGCGCAGGGUGGCGGCACAGAGUAGCGACUAGCGAGUGCGCUAUGCAGUCUAUGCUGCGGCAUCCCUGCGGCGUACCUGCAGCACGAUGUACGGUCACCAUUGCCAUGAUGGCGGGUCCUGCUUGUGCCGCAGCGCGAGUCUCCACUCAACCCGCCUUGGCUAGGGGGGGGGGCAUGUGGAUGCCCCCUGGCCGUGAUCGGAUCAUGCCACAGGACCAGCUCACCAGCAUCAGGGCGCGCUUCUGGCGCCCCCUCGUGCUGCUAGCUAAACGUGUUAGUUGCUUUAGGCUGCUCAUGACUCACGUGUGUUGGGGCACUCUACGGUGCCGUUUGCGGGUCUGAA